Molecule: messenger RNA, 996 nt
Organism: Sclerotinia sclerotiorum 1980 UF-70
Lineage: Eukaryota; Fungi; Ascomycota; Leotiomycetes; Helotiales; Sclerotiniaceae
Exons: 2
Coding region: 1-996 (331 amino acids)
Biological process (GO): mitochondrial electron transport, succinate to ubiquinone; mitochondrial respiratory chain complex II assembly; tricarboxylic acid cycle
Cellular component (GO): mitochondrion
Source: RefSeq, a predicted model, not a curated record
AUGGCAUCUUUGCGUAUUGCUCGUCGGGCAUUCCGUGCCUCAAUGCUCAAUACUUCUCGACCCUUUUCCAGCACAACAUUCCGGUUCGCAAAUGCCAAUCCCGGUAAUGCAGAAGAGCAUGAUGGUAAUGAAGAGUAUCGAAAAAAGCAAAUGGAAAAGCCAUUGAAUCCUCAUAUGACGAAUACCAAUUCUACAAUUGUGAACGAAAUGCCUAGUGUUGGAGCCAGCAGACCUCCGCCUGAGUUUAUCACAAGUGUGGAUGGGAAAUUUACUCCAAAGGAUAGUGUACCGGAGAAUACGGAUAGAAUGACAGGUGGUACACAAGAUGGGAAAGGAAGUGGUGUUAAUAGGGAGAUGGCAGUUGGAGAAAUGGAAGGGGCACAAUUUCGAGUUGAGCCAUUGAGAAGGGAUGGAGAGCAUGAAGAGAAGAUGAGGGCGAGAUUAUUAUAUCAAUCUCGAAAACGAGGGACUCUAGAAUCCGAUCUUCUAAUGUCCACCUUUGCCGAUGCUCACCUUCCUACUAUGACCGCUGCACAAAUGGUACAAUAUGAUCAAUUCCUUGAUGAAAAUGAUUGGGAUAUCUACUACUGGGUCACACAAGAACCAUCACCAACAUCUCGUGAAACAGCCGAAGGUGCUGGUCUUGGAUCGGAAGGUGCUACAACCAAUGCUAUGGGUACAGAUCAAAAGAAAUCACCAGUAGCACAAGGUACAGAUCCUGGUAAACAAACUGGACCUGAAUUAGAGACAGAUGCAUGGAGAAAUGGAGCACCAAGAAGUGGAGAAUGGGCACAAACGAUUGGAACAUUUAAACCUGCUUAUAGACCAGUACCAAAGAGAUGGCAAAAUAGUGAGAUUUUGGCCAUGUUAAGGAAACAUGUUAUUUCAAGAUCUGCUGGAGGUGUACAUGGAGUGGAAAUGAAUGAUAGUACUGCAACUGGUAAAGGUAUGGCAUUUAUGCCACCUAUUUUCCAGACUGAUCAAAAACGAUCAUGA